AUGUCUUCAAAAGGCCAUGUAUCCCGCGGGAUUCAACUCUCUUCAUUCCACCCCCGCAAAAUCGUACGGUCGUCUGCUCACCCCGCUCCCAUUCCGGCAAGCAAACCCACCACCAACGGCCCAUUCAGAGUCAACUUGAUUACUCUCCGAGGUAAGGCAGAGAGAAGGUCAAGCGCAAACAAGGGCACAGUCACACACCGCAACACACCUAGGAGAAAGCCGAACAGAUGGGCUCACAGUCGGAUGACACUCGGACUUCUGCGUAGGACCUCGGCGGGCGAGAGAGGACAAGAGUAAACAAAAGGCUCCCCUCCUCCGACGGCCGGGACCGUACAUGAAGCCCCGACGCUGCUGUGACGCCUGCCGGCGGCGUCACCGUAAGUGCGUUGUGCAGCCCGGCGCGACGGGAUGCGGCGCCUGCGUCGAGGCUGAUCUCGAGUGUCACUUUGACACGACGUUACGCUUUAAGCAUGCGCCGGGCAGCUCCAGAAAGUCGGUACUCUCCGGAGACAGAGUUCAGAAGGCGGAUCACCGAGCCCGGCGCAAGAGCGAAGCAAGUCGUCUAGACGACGCAGUAACCGAGGCAUCUUCGUCACCGGCCGUCCAGUCCGCUGCGGGCGACAGAAGCAACAGCUUCACAUCCCACGCAUCCCCGCACGGCUUGACACCAUAUGAAGGACAGCUCAACUUCGACUACUCACCGCCGGCUACGCACACGUUCCGAGCCGAGGCCCCCGCACAACGAUUCACCGGGCAUGGAUCUCACGGUGACGGCAGCGCGCCCAUCGGCUUCGUGUUGAACAGCGGGCCACCGCGGGAAAGCCGACAACACCGGGAUAGCUUCACUUCGAGCCCCGGGUAUCUCGACUCCACCCGAGAUGGUAUCGCCUCGGAUAGCGGGCAAUGGCAAUCGGGAGAGGUGCAGCCUCAGCUCCAGAUUUCGUAUCUCUUGGGAGAUUCGCCGUCCACGCAGGCUGGGUCCUCACAUCAAAUUGCUUCGGAGCGCGCUGAGAGUCUCAUUUCGGAUGCAGAAUUUCGCAUUCAGCCCGUGGACCCGGAGCACUGCGGUUUCACCGGACGCCAGGCUUUCUUAUUUCGCACAUACAUCUUGAGAAUAGCGCCUUCGAUUGACGCAUGUCACGAUGCCCGCCCUUUCACCCUCGAUGUUCCCCGCCUCGCCCUCCGCAAGCCGAUCUUGCUAAACGGAAUUUUCGCCCUAGCUAGUCGCUUCGACACACAAGGGAACGACGAUGCCAUCGAAAAGUCCGAUUUGGAGAGCACGUACUACCACAACCGCUGCAUCGAACUGCUCAUUGAAGCAUUUUCCCAGCCCCCGGAAACGUGGGACUCAAUCCUGCUGACGGCCGUCGUGAUCAUGCGUCUGUACGAGGAGUGCGACAAUGAGACGGACUCACAUUACCACCACCUCCGAGGCACGCGGAAUCUGCUGAAUCAUGACGCCAUUGCCCGUUUCGUGACGCAAGGCGGCCUGGCCGAGGCCGCGAGCUGGGUUCAUCUUCGCCAGGCCCUCUACGUGUUCCUAGUCCGCAGGACGCCUAUCGAGAUCUGUCUAGAGAAUUUCGAGAGGUCGUCGACUUUUAGGAGCAAUAACGAUACCGCGCAUGCAAACCGGAUCGUCUACCUAUUUGCCAAAGUCCUGAAGCUGUUCUUCCCAGAAGAUGGGUCGGGUUUCAGGACGAGCAGCUCGGAGGCCUGGGGAGAGUUGCAGAAUGACGUAGACGUGUGGUACAAAGAGAAGCCACUUUCUUUUCAGCCUCUUUUCUAUGAGCGAGCGGAUGUAGCCAAAGCGAGACCAUUUCCGACGCUGUGGAUGGCCGCAGAUCCAGGCACUGUUGCUCUCGGGUACUACUACGCUUCAAAAGCGAUAUUUUGCUUCCAGGAUUACAACAGCUCAAAUCCAACGGCAGGAUUUGAAGGAACGAAGAAGAGGAUGGACAGCGAGGUCAGUCACGGACCGCAAGGGUCCGCUUGCACUCUGCUAAGCAUCUCACAGCGUGAAAUUACGUUCUAUCUAUGUAUGCUCAUGGGCUUAGCUCGCUCGAACGAGGCUGUCAACGCAUACUACUUGCCCGCACAUAUGCUGUCCUUGUGUAAGUCGGCUGCCACGAUGUGCUCGCUAUCUAGCUGCGGAAUCUAACUUAUUCUUAGGCGGUCAUCUAAUCAGGCAUCCCCUCGAACGAGACCACACAAUCAAAUAUCUUGCACAAGUAAGGACUAUUGUGCAAUGGAAGACGGGGGCGUUGGUCAAGACUUUGAAGGAACAAUGGUCUCAG
Molecule: messenger RNA, 2294 nt
Organism: Colletotrichum godetiae
Lineage: Eukaryota; Fungi; Ascomycota; Sordariomycetes; Glomerellales; Glomerellaceae
Exons: 4
Coding region: 335-2158 (607 amino acids)
Biological process (GO): positive regulation of transcription by RNA polymerase II
Cellular component (GO): nucleus
Molecular function (GO): transcription cis-regulatory region binding; zinc ion binding; DNA-binding transcription factor activity, RNA polymerase II-specific
Source: RefSeq, a predicted model, not a curated record